AGGCGCGAGCGAGGUGAGGACAGAGGACGCGCGCACGUCUGCGUCUCUGUGUGUAUAUUUUGGCUCGGCUGGGGUCGGUCGUGUUUUUACCGGAUAAAGGGGAGCGGAUCGAUCGUCGCUCGCUCGAGUGUGUGUGCGGAGAGCGCGUGCGUGCGUGCGGGGCGACCGCGCGGCGUUUAGCAGUUCCUGUCACAUUCGUGUCAGAGUGUGUGUGUGUGUGUGUGUGUGUGUGUGAGUGAGAGAUGGUGAUGGAGAAGCCGAGCCCCCUGCUCGUAGGACGCGAGUUUGUGCGGCAGUACUACACACUCCUGAAUAAAGCGCCCGAUUACCUGCACAGAUUUUACGGCAGGAACUCCUCAUAUGUUCACGGAGGUUUGGACGGCAGCGGGAAGCCGGAGGAGGCCGUUUACGGUCAGGCGGAGAUCCAUAAGAAAGUGAUGUCGCUGCAGUUCAGUGAGUGUCACACCAAGAUCCGGCACGUUGACGCCCAUGCCACGCUGGGGGACGGGGUGGUGGUGCAGGUGAUGGGCGAGCUGUCCAACAGCGGCCGACCCAUGAGGAGGUUCAUGCAGACGUUUGUCCUCGCUCCGGAGGGCUCUGCUGUCAAUAAAUUCUAUGUGCACAAUGACAUCUUCCGCUAUGAAGAAGAGGUGUUUGGAGACUCUGAGGCUGAACUGGGAGAGUCUGAGGAAGAGGAGGUUGAGGAGGAGCAGGUGGAGACUCACGCUUCACCCGAACCGGCCCAGGACCGUCCCAGCAGCACCACCUACUACGAGCCGCCGGCGCCGCCUGUCAGUAAUGGAGUCGAGGAGCAGCAGGAGGAGGCGGUGCCUGAGGCGGAGCCAGAGCCCCAGCCUGAGGCCAAUCAGGAGACGGAGGCGGAGCUGAAUCCGGAAGCAGAGCUGCAGGUGGCGGAGGCGGAGCCCGAGGAGGAAGAGAAACUGCCAGAGGAGGAGAGAGGCUCCACCCCUGGCCUCGCUCUGACUCCGCCCCCUCAGACCCCAGAACCACCGAAGGCGUUCUCCUGGGCUCUGGUGACCAGUAAGAAUCUCCCUCCGGCCGGCGCUCUUCCCGCCUCUGGAAUCUCUCCACACGUGGUGAAAGCGUCCGGCGUUCAGCCGCGGGUGGAGGUCAAACAGGACAGUCAGUCAUCGUUACCCAGAGAUCAGCGACGCGAAAGACCAGGCUUCCCUCCACGAGGACCACGCGCAGAUGGCAGCGGAUCAGAGGCUUCGGGUGGGAAACCGUACGUCAGUUUUAAGGGCCGCGGUGACUCUGACGGUGGUGAUACGGAGGGCCGCCGCUCCGUUCGUUAUCCAGACAGCCAUCAGCUCUUCGUUGGAAAUCUUCCUCACGACAUUGACGAGGGCGAGCUGAAAGACUUCUUCAUGACGUUCGGGAACGUGGUGGAGAUGAGGAUCAACACCAAAGGCGUCGGAGGGAAGCUGCCCAACUUCGGUUUCGUGGUGUUCGAUGAUUCUGAGCCGGUGCAGAGGAUUCUGGGAGCCAAGCCCAUCAUGUUCCGCGGGGAAGUGCGGCUGAACGUGGAGGAGAAGAAAACCAGAGCGGCCCGCGAGAGGGAAACCAGAGGAGCGUCGGACGGCCGGCGCGGGCCCAGGGGCCCUCUGGGAAACGGGAUGGGGCGUGAGCGAGACGGCCGCGGUCCUCCCUCCUCCAGGGGCGGGAUGGGGGCUGGACGGGGCGGCGGCGCGGGCGGAGAGGGCCGCUUCACGGGCCCGCGCCGCUGAGGACGGACGGAAGGACGUCCCGCCGACCGCAGAUGAAAUCAUCCUCUAUUCGUUUGAUCGUUUUCGUUUCUCUCGUGUCUCUCUCUGGCUUUCGGACCGUGACCGGCCGUCAAAGACUCUCAGAACUCACGCCGCGCCGAUUUCAUCCGCGCUUUCCUUUGUGUUAUUACUCUCGUCAUGAUUUUGCGAUGAAGAACGGGACAGUGUGAUCUUUUUUCCUGUAGAACAGAAGCUGAAUGUCACGAAGGGUUUCCUCACGGAACUGAUUUCUCACGUUUUAUAACGGAUGAACGUCAGCGCUUCAUCAAUCAGUGCUCAGUGUACACUUAUUUAUUUUCCUAGUAAAUAAAACAGUGGUGGUGCCUUAACUCGAUUCUCGCCCGUCUGUCUGUCUGUCUGUCUCUGUCUGUCUGUGUGUGUCUCGAGGAGCGGACGCGUGCCGGCGGAGCGGCGGUCUCGCGGGUGCCGAUCCGGACGCUCCAGAUGUGAUCUGGUUUAAUCUGCCUCUGCUCUGGUCUGGCGAGGCUGAAGCUGCUCUGAGUCGCUGUUUCUUUGCAUGGCUGUUCUGGAUCGUGCUGCUCUUUCCAUUGAUUUCUGGAGCGUUUCUCACCACACUGUCCACUGCGUUUGGUUCUGGGUUCAGACUGGACUUCAGUCAGCUUCAGCAGGUUUUUGUUUGAAUGUGUUUUCGACUUUCAAUAAACUACUGAAAUCUGCAACCUCA
Labeo rohita (rohu) is the source of this 2472-nucleotide messenger RNA. It is a transcript of the gene g3bp2b, whose product is annotated as G3BP stress granule assembly factor 2b. The transcript is spliced from 13 exons. The record is from RefSeq and is a predicted model, not a curated record. Gene Ontology annotation, cellular component: ribonucleoprotein complex; cytosol. Bases 243 to 1748 code for a protein of 501 amino acids. Gene Ontology annotation, molecular function: mRNA binding. NCBI's taxonomy places the organism in Eukaryota, Metazoa, Chordata, Actinopteri, Cypriniformes, Cyprinidae.